AUGCGCAAGCGCAAUAUGCCCUUUGGAGUUUCCCGAUCUUUUUUCCGGGUUUUCAGUUCAGCCUUCCGGAGAAGGAAAGAAGGAGGAGGGAGACAGUGCGAGCGGUCGAGAAGCGCCGGCCUGGCGGAACGCGGCGGCGGGCGAAGACCGCGAGGCCACGGGGAGCGGCCGGGUCUCCGGCGGCGCGCCCUUCGGCCAGGCCGGGAGUCGCGCCAGGCUGAACCCCCGGCCGACUGCAAGCCACCCGGGUCUCAGCGUAGGUCCGUACGGAGCAAGGCCAGCGGACAUGACCGAUCCACCAGGGGCUCCGCCACCGCCACCGGCGCCCGCAGGCCGCGGGUGAAGAAGAAAGUACAAGUCCUCACAGCCAGGAGCGACGAGAUGGCCAAGAACAAGGAGAUGGCCGGGAGCGAGAUGGCCCGGGGUGAGGAGAUGACCCAGAGUGAGGAGACGGCCUGGAACGAGGAGACAACCAAGAACGUGGAGACGACCCCGAGCGAGGAAACAGUGACCGAAAGUGACGAAAUGGCGGCGACCGGGCUCGAUGUGACUGUCACCCACAGUAAUGAGAAGUAUGACCUUCAUGUUACCCCACAGCAGGGCACUGGUGAACCAGUUGUCCAAGACCUGGCCCAGCUUGUUGAAGAAGCCACAGGGGUUCUGCUGCCUUUUCAGAAACUCAUAUUUAAGGGAAAAUCUCUGAAGGAAAUGGAGCAGCCAUUAUCAUCACUAGGAAUACAAAGUGGAUGCCGGGUCAUGUUAAUUGGGAAAAAGAACAAUCCGGAGGAAGAGGUUGAAUUAAAGAAGUUGAAAGAUUUGGAGAAAGCUGUAGAGAAGAUAGCUGACCAACUGGGAAAGUUGAGUAAAGAUUUUGCUGGAAUCCAGCAGGGUUUUCUGGCCAAGGAUUUGCAAGCUGAAGCUCUCUGCAAACUUGAUAAGAGAGUAAAAGCAACAAUAGAGCAGUUUAUGAAGAUCUUGGAGGAGAUCGACACUCUGAUUCUGCCAGAAAAUUUCAAAGACAGUAGACUGAAAAGGAAGGGCUUGGUGACAAAGGUUCAGGCGUUCCUAGCUGAGUGUGACACAGUGGAGCAGAACAUUUGCCAGGAGACAGAACGGCUACAGUCCACAAACUUGGCCCUGGCAGACUGA
This is a messenger RNA of Chrysochloris asiatica (Cape golden mole), 1149 nucleotides long. It is a transcript of the gene BAG1, whose product is annotated as BCL2-associated athanogene. The record is from RefSeq and is a predicted model, not a curated record. Gene Ontology annotation, biological process: protein stabilization. Lineage: Eukaryota; Metazoa; Chordata; Mammalia; Afrosoricida; Chrysochloridae. Gene Ontology annotation, molecular function: protein-folding chaperone binding; adenyl-nucleotide exchange factor activity. Bases 1 to 1149 code for a protein of 382 amino acids. Gene Ontology annotation, cellular component: nucleus; cytosol; cytoplasm. The transcript is spliced from 8 exons.